Scophthalmus maximus (turbot) is the source of this 2733-nucleotide messenger RNA. RefSeq names its product sorting nexin-1. The record is from RefSeq and is a predicted model, not a curated record. Gene Ontology annotation, cellular component: endosome; endosome membrane. Gene Ontology annotation, molecular function: phosphatidylinositol binding. The transcript has 15 exons. Gene Ontology annotation, biological process: early endosome to Golgi transport; intracellular protein transport. The coding region runs from base 34 to 1626 and encodes 530 amino acids. NCBI's taxonomy places the organism in Eukaryota, Metazoa, Chordata, Actinopteri, Pleuronectiformes, Scophthalmidae.
UACGUCAGAGCUUCCCAGCUCACAACAGGAACUAUGGCGGCCAGCUCAGACCGGAGUCCUCCGCCUUUCUCCUCCGCGGCCGAGCAGCCCGAAGAAGCUGCACCGGCGGACAUGGCCGACGGAGACAGCGACGAAGGAGAGGACAUCUUCGUUAAUAAUACGAACCCUGUGGCCGUGAGUCGAGGAGUUUCUCAGCCGGAGCGUGUCAGUGAAGAGCCCCCGGAUUUGUUCACGGAGGAGGAGGAGGCCGGCAACACAAACACCAAAUCCAACGGCGUUCACUCUGACGAUGACAACGACCUGUUUGCUGAUGCACAUGUGGAGCUGAACACAGACAAGUCUGGUAGCUCUGACAGGAAGGAGCUCUCGUCUUCCUCUUCCUCUUCCUCUGGCCCUCUUCCCUCCUCCUCGUUCACUCAGAACCCUGCACUUGUGCAGCCCAGCUCCUUGGAGCAGUUGGAAGAGGAGGAAGCCAAGGAUAGUUUUGAUUUGGAUGUCGCCGUCACCAACCCUGAGAAAGUUGGAGAUGGCAUGAAUGCGUAUGUGGCCUACAAAGUAUCCACCAGGACUUCCUUGGCCAUGUUCAGAAACAAAACCUUCUCUGUGAGGAGGCGUUUCAGUGACUUCCUGGGUCUUUAUGAGAAGCUGUCGGUCAAGCAGUCACACCACGGCUGCAUUAUUCCACCGCCACCGGAGAAAAGUGUCGUAGGGAUGACCAAAGUGAAGGUGGGAAUGGAUGACCCGUCAUCCGUGGAGUUUGUGGAGAGAAGAAGAGCAGCUCUGGAGAGAUAUCUUCAGAGAAUAGUGUCCCACCCAUCGUUACUGCAAGAUCCUGACGUCCGUGAGUUCUUGGAAAGAGAAGAACUCCCCAGGGCUGUGAACACCCAGGCACUGAGCGGAGCUGGCUUCCUCAAAAUGAUCAAUAAGGCAUCGGAAGCUGUCAACAAGAUGACCAUCAAGAUGAACGAGUCUGACACUUGGUUUGAGGACAGGUUCCAGGAAGUGGAGAAUGAGGAGCAGCAGUUGAGGAAGCUUCAGGCCGUGGUCGACUCCCUGGUCAAUCACAGGAAGGAGCUGUGUGGGAACACGGCAGUAUUUGCCAAGAGUAUGGCCAUGUUGGGAAACUCAGAGGACAACACGGCCCUGUCCCGGGCCCUGUCCCAGCUGGCAGAGGUGGAGGACAAGAUGGAGCAGUUGCAUCAGGAGCAGGCAGCCAGUGACUUCUUCAUCUUCGCAGAGCUGCUCGGGGACUACAUCCGCCUGUUGGGUGCCGUGCGGGGCUGUUUUGACCAGCGUACGCGGGCGUGGCAAAGAUGGCAGGAGGCUCAGAGCACACUACAGAAGAAGAGAGAGUCCGAGGCUAAGCUGCUGUGGGCCAACAAGCCAGAGAAACUGCAGCAGGCCAAAGAAGAGAUCGCUGACUGGGAGGCGAGGGUUACUCAGUACGAGAGAGACUUUGACAGGAUUGGCAUGACGGUGCGCAAGGAGGUUCUCAGGUUUGAGAAAGAAAAAGCGAAGGAUUUCAAGAGCCAGAUAAUCAGAUAUUUGGAGGCGAUGGUGCAGUCUCAACAACGGCUUAUAAAGUUUUGGGAAGCAUUCCUGCCCGAGGCGAAGGCGAUAGCUUAACAAAGAGAGACUUUUCAAAGACCCCAAAUGCCUUUAUAAAAAACACUUUACCUCUUGACCAGAAACUGAGAGGACAAUUUUGAAAAACCACACAAGAAAAUUCCAUCCAUUUUUUUCUUUUUCUUCUUGUCUUUUUAUCUGAUAUAUUAAGCUGCCACAUUCAUAUACGAUUUUCUUUUUCUCUGUUUAUGUUCUUCGACUUAAAGAUGGUAUAAAGCAGGGGCCCGGCAGAGGUUUACCCAGCUGUAGUAUUUGUAAAAAUAACCCCACUGUGAGUGGGAUAUGUUUCAUGCUUAAAACAGUAUAUUAAAAGAAUUAACACUGAGGUACUGCCCUAGAGUAACAUUGUCUAUAGUUUACAUUAGAAGGUAGACGUAUGCAAGUCAUUCCAGUCUCUUAACAGCUUACGUUGAUGGAUGCAUGUCAGACAAUGUUUUGAUGCACUAAAAUGUAUUGUACAGUUGGAAAAGCUGUUUUUUCUUUUUCUUUUUUCUAUGAAAUACCACUAUGAAUGGCUGAGGUCAUUUACCAGGAGUAUUAGCACAUUGUUACAAUGUAUCACACAAUGCAUAUUAGAUCAUAGAAAUCAUAUGCAAAUUCAGAUUUGAAAAGGUCACAGGCUUUUCGGAGUUCCUCUGCAAAGGUGAAAAGAAAUAACGGGGUUAAAGUGAUGAUGUAUUUGCCUGAAUCAUCAUUUUUUUCCACAACAGUUUAAAGUACUUUGAAUUUUCUUUGUGUCAGAGAUUGAGGGCCAAAGGAAUUCAUCUGGAACUGCUGCAAAGAUUGUUUACUGCUUGUGUAAAUGACCGUCGACAUGAAUGUACACAUGUACAGUACUUGAAUUGAAUCAUACAAGCUCUGUCAGACAUUACAUUUGACAUUUUUUGAUAAAUUGGUGUAACCAUGACGGAUAGGCACUGACAUUCAAGUGAAACAGGCCCCAUAUUUUCUUAUUCAGCAUUUGUAAGUGUAGAUUUUUUUUCUCCCAUGUCAUAUUACAGUAAGAAUGUGCUUUAUUUUUGUAACCACUUUGCAUUAGCACACACAUUUCCUGGAAAUGCGAUACAGGUAGAUGUACAAAAUAAAACAUGAUUGGAUAAGCUUUGA